AUGAACAAAAAAAAGGUUACGUUUAAGAAUGAUGUUACAUACGAAAAUGCAGACCUGAAUGAAAAACACGAGUAUGUAGAGAGUCCUUUUUUUUUCAAAAGAGAAGAAAAUGAGAAUAGUUAUGAGGAAGAAGAAUUACAAGAGAUGCUAAGACAUUUCAAUCCUUUAGAUUUUGGUAUUAAAGAAAAAUUAAGUGAAAGUGAGAAAAAAAUUUUAGUAAAAGAAAUUAUGGGUAGAAGCAAAAAGUGUACUAUGAAGAAUAAUGAUAUGUUAAAUGAAGAAAACAAAUCAUGUGAAAAAACAAAAGAAAGGAAAAAACAAGAUAUUUUUAUCCAUGAUAAUAUAAUACAUAUGAAUGAUAAUAUAAAGAAGGAAAUAAAAGAAGAAGAUCAAAAUGGAAGCAAUAGUAAAGAAAAUGACAAAAAAAAAAAAAAAAAUAAAAAAAAAAAAAUAAAUAAUAAUGACAAAAAAAAUGAAUUGUCAUAUUUAGAUGGAGAUUGUUAUUUUCCAAAUGAUGGAUAUGAUUAUGAACAACAUUUAAAACCAAUAAGUAAAAAUUUUAUAGAAAUAAAAAAUAAAAGUGAACAAAAUUUUUUUGAAAUACAGCCAAAUAAUGAAGAAGAAAAGGAAUUGUUUAAAACAUUUGAUAUGGAUAAUUAUGAAGAAUUAAAUGAUAAUUUUGUAUGUGAAGCUCAAAAUGUAGAAGAAGUAGGAGAAUUAAAGGUUGAUAAAAAAUUAAUUUGGGGUAACGUACAGCCAUUUUUAUAUAUACCCAGUAAUGAUUAUAUGGAUGAUGCAGAAGAUAUGGUUAACAUGGAUAAUAUAAAUGAUAACAUAAAUGAUAACAUAAAUGAUAACAUAAAUGAUAAGAUAAAUCAUAAGAUAUAUGAUAAGAUAUAUGAUAAGAUAAAUAGUGAUGAUAUAUUUAGUACAGAUAGCGAUACUGAUAACCAUAUAAAUAAAAAUUAUAAUAAACAUAACAACAUUAAUGAGGAUCAAAUUAUUUUUGAUGAUAAAUUAAACGACAUAGGUUUGCACAAUAAUCAAGAUAUUUCAACAAAAAAUUAUGACGAAAAAGGAACAUAUGAAAAUAAUAUGGACAGCAUAAAAUUUAGUGAUCUCGUUGAAUAUCAAUGGAGAAAUAAUUUGAACCCUGUGAAUGAUAUAAAAAAAAUUAUUAAAAAAAAAAAAAAAGGGAAAAAUGUGAAAUUGAAACUUGAUGAUAUUAUUGUUAAUAUAAAUGAUGAAGACAAGAAAAAAAUUAUGCAAAUUGUAAAUUUACAAAAUGAAGAAAUAAGAAAUCAAACAAGAUAUUCAUCAAAAGGAAACGAUAAAAAUGUUGAAAAUGUAAAUGUAAAUGCAAACGAAAAUGAAAAUGAAGAAGAACAACAAAAAUAUGAAGGAGGAGGUCAUUAUUAUGAUGAUGAAGAUUCCUAUUCCGAAAACCUAGAACAUUCUUCUUCAUCCUUAAGUUAUGAUUGUGAAACAAUCUUAACAACAAAAACAAAUACAACUAACCAUCCAUAUAAACUAAUUAUUCCCAAACAAAUUAAACCAACCCCCCUUUUACUCAAUUCACAAAAAAAAAAUGAAAAUGAAACUAAAAAUAAAAAUAAAAAUAAAAACGAGGACAUCAAAUUGGAGCGUUAUAUGAUAUUAGAGAAGAUAAAAACUACCAGGGAUAAAAACGAAACGUUAGAAGAAAAAAAGGAAAGGAAAAAAGCUGUUAAGGAGGCACAACGGCUAAAUAGAAAAUUGAAAAAAGAAAACUCUCUACUAAUGAAGCAUGAGAAAAAGUUAAUGGACAAGAAUAUUAACCCUUUCGACAUAAGAGAUAAUGUGAAAUAUAUUAAACUCUGA
Plasmodium falciparum 3D7 is the source of this 1860-nucleotide messenger RNA. RefSeq names its product putative protein LTV1. NCBI's taxonomy places the organism in Eukaryota, Apicomplexa, Aconoidasida, Haemosporida, Plasmodiidae. Gene Ontology annotation, biological process: ribosomal small subunit biogenesis. The record is from RefSeq and is a predicted model, not a curated record.